AUGAGACUCCUCUUGCUGUUGGUGUCUGCUUUGGGUUUUGUGGGUGUGAGUCUGGGUGGGGACUGCAGUCCCUUUGCCAGACCAUGGCUGGUCUCCUUCGGACACUGGCAGAGUGGAGCUCUCCUCAAUGAGUGGUGGGUGCUGACCACCUACUCCCGCUCUGCAGAUUCUGAGAAACUGGUCGCUCGACUCGGGGUAGAUGACCUGAAUGGACAGUCAGACACAGAGCAGAGGAUACCUGUGGCCGAAUGGAUUAACCACAAUCCCUAUUCAGACUUCCGCAGAAGCAAGAGGAGUCCGGGAAAUGACCUGGCGCUGGUGAGGUUGGCCUGGCCAGCACGCUUCACCCCCCAGGUCCAGCCCAUAGCCCUGCCCACUCGAUGCCCACAGACUGGGGAGCAGUGUGUGGUGUCAGGAUGGGGAUCCACAGCCCCAUUUCAAUGUGACACGGCAGGUGCCUCAUCUAGAAAGCAGCAGUGCCUGAUGCAGCCUGUUCUGAGUGAUGUGUCCUGCCAGCGAGAGCAUAGGCUGUACUCGCCAAUUCCCCACAUGUUCUGUGCCGGAUACCAGCACACUACAAAGGGCAACUGCCUGAGAGAUGAGGGGAGCGUUCUGGUGUGUGGUGGCGUACUACAGGGUGUGAAUGGCUGGGGGAUGGAGGGAUGCUCUGGAAGACCUGAGACCUACUCCAGAGUGUGCCAUUACAGGAGCUGGAUUGAUAAAGUCAUGAGCACCUACUUUACCACAACAACAACAACUAUGCCUGGUUCUCCUGAACCCACAGGGGAUCCCAGGCCCUCCACAUCUACUACUCGUACAACCUUCUGGGAUCCCACAGGUUGGGGUCCAACUGUAUGACAUCAUAAGCUUUUGACAUACUGACAAUUCCAUCUCUGACAUAUCUGACCUGAUCUUGUUCAGGGAGCAUGUAGAAAUGUGUCUUUUGUCGUUCAGGGAGCAUGUAGAAAUGUGUCUUUUCUCGUCCUUUGCUCUUUCUCUUAUUCUUGCAUCCUAUUCCUCAUCAUUUAUUUCCCCACUGGAAUGAAGGCAGACACAUUUUGAAUAACUUUGAAAAGUUUGGAUUUCUUGCCAGCAGGAUUUGCAUGUCCAACCAAACAUUCUAGAAUGGCAGGGCAUUGCUGCCACAAAUGGUCAUUUGAAGCCAUUCAACCCUAUUGUGCUUAUUGACUGUAUAUCUGCUGUAAAGCUUUCAAAU
Molecule: messenger RNA, 1216 nt
Organism: Alosa alosa (allis shad)
Lineage: Eukaryota; Metazoa; Chordata; Actinopteri; Clupeiformes; Clupeidae
Product: trypsinogen-like protein 3
Exons: 5
Coding region: 1-858 (285 amino acids)
Biological process (GO): proteolysis
Molecular function (GO): serine-type endopeptidase activity
Source: RefSeq, a predicted model, not a curated record